AUGACAAACAGUAAGGACUUUGCUUCAGUGCCGAAAACUACUUGCACAACUGUUGUUGAAUGGGUUGCCACCAAGUUGACACCUAAACCAUAUCGGUUGUGGAACACUCAAGAGUUAGAUGAUUUUCUUAGCAAACCAAAAGCCGAAGGAGGUGCUGGAUUGAGUGAUGAGUCCGUGGUCUACCUCCAUCGUGCCAAAAUCGACAACCUAACACUUGCCCGAAUUGUUACUGUCAUUAAGGAAGAAAGAAUGAAAGGCCUUACAGAAGAAGAAUGUAUUGAGCUUGCCACAAAGAUAAUGACAAGCGAUAAGGACUUUGCUUUAGUACCAGAAUCUACUUGUAAAGCUGUCACUGAGUGGGUUGCUACCAAGUUGGCUCGAAAGGCUGAUGAGAGAGAUUUACAAAAGAGAAACGAAAAAGUAUCUUCAUUAUUCAUUGCUUUUUCUGUAAAUGUGGUUUCAUUUAAUUCUUACAUCCUUUUGCAAAAAGAUAGAAUGCGAAUUUCAGAUAGUCUUUACCAUGAGAUUCGAAUUAGAUUCUUUCUUGAAAAAUAUUUACCUCCCUUAGAUGACUUAAAAGACACAAGAAAAGAAAAAAACAUAGAAGUGCUUGGCUUUUAUGAUGUAAAUAUUAGAUCUGUCAGUUAUGUAGCCAGUGUUCAGCAUGAAAAAGAGCAGAUAUAUGAGGACAUUGAUGAGCCAGAGGAUGCCUGUGAAGAUACUUGUCAAAAUAUUUGUCAAGAUAGCUGUCAGAAUAUUUCUUCAAAUCCUACACAAGACAACCAAUCGUCCAACAGUGUUGGUGUUGCAAUGAGUAUGUCGAGUAAUGUGUUGAAUGAAUCACCUGUGACGGUAAAAGGAAAUAAGAAACAAACGACAGUCGUGUUUGUUAAAAAUAUUACAAAAUUGGUAAAGAGUAUUUUGAAAUUGGAAUUAAUCGAAACCAUCAAUAGACAAACAAAAGGAAAAGUUAUUUCUGAGAACGAUAUGGCUUUUUUGGAAAAAGCAACAAAAGAGGCCAUUAUGAGUUAUGGAAUGGAUCAAAAGGGUCUUAAUGGUUUGACAGUUUUGGGUGUAUCUAUGCGAGGUUCUAGAGUUUUUAUGCUCAAUGUAGUGGUUAUUGAAUACAAUGGAAAAAAUUACAAGUAUGAAUUAAAAAACAAACUUGUUACUGAUUUGUCUGCGUUUAAAUAUUUAAAUGGAUGGAGCAGAAUUAAUUGUCCAUUUUGUGAUUGUCCAAACGCACAUAGUUCAAUUAAACAGGGAUGCACUGUUGUGGAAAGGUCUGGUAACACAGAAAUUUCAAAUUGUUUAGGAUUUGAUCAUACUGAUUUUAUAAUUUGUUAUUUACAUUUACUCGAAAGAAUCAUUCAACAUCUAUUAAGGCUUAGUUUAGGUACAGCAGAAGAAAAUUUCGAUUCUAUGGUAAAAGAAAUUCAAAUGGUUUCAACAUUAAGAAACUUGAUGUUUGAACCAGAUGAAAAUGGAGAUUACAAUUUAUAUCUCACUGGUGACCAAUGUGAAGCUCUAUUGCAAGGACGUGCUAAAUUUUUUAAAAAUUGUCCAAAACAUAUUCAAGAAUUAUGGAACGAAGGCAAUCACAUUCUUGAUAUAUUCAAAAAAGGGCUGAGCAAUGGCGAUUAUCAAGAUUUCCAAUUAUCUCUUGAUCGUUUCUUCCAGAAAUUUAAAAAGUAUUCAACAAUAGGAAGCUGCUUACCUGGUAGUGUAUUUAUUCCAGAAUCUGAAACUUUCCCAAGCUUUGAUUAUGCUAUUAUUAUGUACAAAGAGAAAUCAUUAGAAAUCUUUCUGAAACAAAGCACCAUUUCUACUGUUGAAUCUCAUUAUUGUCAUAGUAAUGGCAAAACAGAUGUGGAUAAUUUACUGGAACGUCUUUAUGUUUUAAAUAGAGAAGGAAAGGCAAUGAAAAGGAAACAAAACGUUCCAGAACAAUAUCAUUUCUCAUUACUUGAAUUGAUACUUCAUGGAAUUGUUGGAAGUGAAGAAACCAAAGUUGAAUUGUUACAAGCCAGAAAGGAUGAUCCAAAGUUGAUCAAAGAUGGAAAACUUGAAAACUCAGUAACAUAUGGUGACGUAGAAUUCACUUGGCAUUACAUUUACGAAUCAGGUGUGGAAGAACAAUCUGUAAAGAAUGUUAAGGAGAAUGGUAUACUUUUUAGAAAUAGACAAGAAAUUGAAGACCAAAUGAAGAUUUAUUUUGAAAAAUAA
Molecule: messenger RNA, 2226 nt
Organism: Naegleria gruberi
Lineage: Eukaryota; Heterolobosea; Eutetramitea; Acrasida; Naegleriidae
Exons: 4
Coding region: 1-2226 (741 amino acids)
Source: RefSeq, a predicted model, not a curated record